Leptomonas pyrrhocoris is the source of this 2009-nucleotide messenger RNA. RefSeq lists its product as hypothetical. Gene Ontology annotation, molecular function: zinc ion binding; SUMO ligase activity. The transcript has a single exon. Gene Ontology annotation, biological process: protein sumoylation. The record is from RefSeq and is a predicted model, not a curated record. Bases 674 to 1888 code for a protein of 404 amino acids. Lineage: Eukaryota; Euglenozoa; Kinetoplastea; Trypanosomatida; Trypanosomatidae.
AGAAAAAAAAUGUUUUAUAUAUUCAAAAAAGAAACACCAUGUAAUUAAAAACAGAGAGGGAUAAUAUCCAAAAAGACUUUUAACGCGCAUUCAUUCCCGCAGCUUCUAUUACUCCUCACGAGCAGGCACACAAACGAACAAGAGCCGAAGGAUUAGAGAACACACGGACAGACUUGGAUUCUGCUCCUUGGACAAGCUUUCCCACCUCGCAUACAGCUGUUUCUUUGGGGACGUUUUUUUGCUGUUUUGGCCAGAGUCUCUGUGGGUAGCUUAUUGUGGUGCUGAGCGCUCUCGUGUGCUUUCCGGUCCUAAUGGAAGCGUAAAAGAGACGUAGCCGUACGUGAAUAACAGCGCGGCUUAGACGGCGUCAGACGUACGCCGCAAACUACUAAACCAACCAGCUGCAUCAUUUUUUAAAGAAUUUACGCUGCUGUUUGUUUGUCCUGUACGCCCCCUUUUCUGUUGAGUAUCUUCACUUCUUUGCUCCUCGAUUUUUUGCGUUCCGCCGCCCGUCAGCUGUGGAAACGCAACUCCACACCCUCCUUUUUUUUUUGAAGAAGGUCGCCAUAACACAACGCCGCGAAUUGGCCUCCGCUCACAGCUGAACCACUCCAGGGUGUGCUACGAUAACGGAUUUCGGUACGUGUAAAAGACGAGUAAAUACACGCAAGGCAUGCCCCUCGAGACGUCUGCGCAGGUGCACAACGCGCACGACGUACUGCGCAGCAUCCGCCGCGUCAAGACGCAGAUGCAGUUGCAGGAGACGUACGGCGGUUUUCUCGCCUUCAUUCGCACCAGCCGACAGAAGAUGCUGGAGCGUGCGGCACGCGCCGAGGCCGCGAGGACGAGGAGUAGCCCCAAAGACCCCCUACGCACCGCUGCGUCGGCGUCACCGUCGCACGACAGCCUCGAGGCCCAAGGCGCGAUGUCGCAGCUCAAGCAGGUUUCCCUCCUCGCCGGUGCCUUUUGCCGCCGCGUGGAGUACGUACUGCGCAGCACUUACGCCUACGCAGACGUGGACGACGCCAUGCCGCACGGCCCCGCCACCGUGCGCGUGAACACCUGCAUGGCGGAGCUCGCGGCAGAGUUGCGCCUCUUCAACACUCCUGCCCUAAACCGAUUUCUCAGUGUGGCGGGAAAGGAUGAGGCGCCGACGUGGUCUGCAGCCGGCUCGUCGCCGGUGGACUGCACGCUGUCCUACGCCACGGGGGACCUCAACGACUACUGUCUCUACCGCCGCCUGCGUGCCCACGACUACCUCCAGCAGCUCCUCGCCCAGCCGCAGUGUAACACGGCGUCGAUCACGCGUGUCAUCGUAACCAUCAACGAGACGCUCUCCGCACCGGUCGACGCCUUCGAGCUGUGCGCAGGGGACGAGGCAGUGGAGACGACGUGUGUCGUGACGCCCCUGCGGGACCCGAUUUCGCAAACCGUGAUGCGUACUCCCGCGCGGGGUUCGAACUGCGUGCACCUGGAGAUGUUUGACGUGGAGAACUUUGUGAAGGCGACUCAGCAGCGGUCGCUGGGCACGGUGGACGUUGGUGGGCCCUGCCCGCUGUGCUCCCAGUUCAUCAGCCUCGCCGCGAUUCGGGUGGAUCGGCGGGCGAUGGAGGCAAUGGAGGAGUACGAGAAGUUCAAUGGCGACUCGUCCGAUACGGCGGCACGGGUGCCCCUUGACGCAGACUGCGCGCUGGAGUGGAACACGGAGCGGCGCACGGUGAGGGUGGUGCAUGGUAAGCGGUCCGCGAUGGACGCCUCGACGACGGCGCUGACGGAAGAUGGGAAUGACGCCGAUACACCGCGCAAGAGCUCCCGCAGCGAGCCGGCGGGGACGGCGACGAAGAAGCGGCGCAUUGAAAUUGGCGGCCACGUCCUGUAUGCUGAUUAAAGCCUUUUCUUUCCUCUGUUUUUUUUUUGGCUUCCUGUUGCCUUUCUCCUUCUGUUGACGGCUCAGUCGCUUCACCCUGCACGCAUGUUCUCGCCGCUGUGCGAACACUUAUGCGAAGAAA